GUAUAUGAAUUAUGGAGGUAUUGGGGCCCACUAUCGGUCAUGAUAAUCGCACAUGGAUUUGACAAUAUAGGAUUACGAUUUGAUAAAGAUGGUGCAAAUCAGAGGUUGUGGUCAAAAGAAGACAUGAAUAAAUUUAGCAAAAGAGCUCAGUGUUUCGUAGAUACGAUAAGCAACAUCACCGUACCUGGGACUGGUGGAAUUAAGACUAAUGGAGAUAGGACCUUAGCUGAAACGCUUGCCGACCACGAAGGACUCAAAGCUAGUUAUAUGGCUUAUGUGCAGUGGCUGAAGACGCAUAGGGUAGACAAAGAUGAGAAAAGAUUACCAGGACUUCAAUAUACGCCAAAGCAAUUAUUUUUCCUAAAUAAUGCUAUUGACUUUUGCAGCAAACUCAGAAGAAAAGAAAGAGUAUCACUUGCCAGAUAUUCAAAUUAUCCUGUGAAUAGUAUAAGAAUAAACUUUCAAAUGCAGAACAGCAAAGAAUUUGCAGAGGCAUGGAAUUGUCCAGUUGGAUCAUUCAUGAAUCCAGGAGAUAAAUGCAAUGUUUAUUGAAAAACAAAUGCAAGUGUU
Messenger RNA from Ruditapes philippinarum (Manila clam), 570 nucleotides. RefSeq names its product neprilysin-like. The annotation marks the transcript as partial. The record is from RefSeq and is a predicted model, not a curated record. Gene Ontology annotation, biological process: protein processing. The transcript is spliced from 6 exons. Gene Ontology annotation, cellular component: plasma membrane. Gene Ontology annotation, molecular function: metalloendopeptidase activity. Lineage: Eukaryota; Metazoa; Mollusca; Bivalvia; Venerida; Veneridae.